UAUCUGGGUAGCUGCAUAAGUGCUGGUGGGGGUGUGAGUGAUGAGAUCAAUGCACGUAUAGUGAAGGCCAGUGCGGCUUAUGCCAAUCUGGGCCACCUUUGGCGCCUUCGUGAUGUUGGUCUGGCUGUAAAGGGUCGGAUCUACAACGCGUCGGUGAGAGCAGUUUUGCUCUAUGUUUGAGAAGAUUGGCCUAUCCGAGUUGAAGAUGUUAGACGACUCUCUGUGUUCGAUCAUCGCUGUCUCCGAAGGAUGGCUGAUAUCCAGGGACAACACCAUGUUGUUAAUGCAGAGGUUCGGCAUCGUGUGUUCGGGCACAGAGAUGAUAAUGCAGUUGGUGUCACCAUCUUUAAACAACGACUUCGGUGUCUUGGGCAUGUUCUACGAAUGGCGUCCCAGAGAAUUCCACGUCGUGCAUUAUUUGCCGACUCUGGGACUGGUUGGAAGAAGCGGAGAGGUGGUCAGUGCCUGACAUGGUGUCUUGGCGUGAAAGAAAGCUGCAAAGGACUGGUUUGUGUUGGUCCUUCACGACUCCCUGGUUGGGGUCUGAGAGAUGGUGCAACACAGUGGCUAGAGACGUUAUCAGAUAUGGCUCAGAAAAGAAGCCAUUGACGAUCUUACUGUAACCUUCUUUUACUUUCUUCAUAAAAAGUGGUUGUGUCUCCCUUACCUGAAAGAUUUCUUCCGAUUGUACCUUUGCGUUCCCUGAUUACUAGCACAUUACCUU
Molecule: messenger RNA, 724 nt
Organism: Schistosoma margrebowiei
Lineage: Eukaryota; Metazoa; Platyhelminthes; Trematoda; Strigeidida; Schistosomatidae
Source: the annotation of a GenBank genome assembly